Molecule: messenger RNA, 964 nt
Organism: Phalaenopsis equestris
Lineage: Eukaryota; Viridiplantae; Streptophyta; Magnoliopsida; Asparagales; Orchidaceae
Exons: 3
Coding region: 130-792 (220 amino acids)
Source: RefSeq, a predicted model, not a curated record
UCCAGGCGUAAUAUGUAAAUAAACUGAUACAGCAAAUCAGAGAUGAGCUGAAGCCGAUAAGGUAUACUGUAAUCCUCGGUUCUCUUCCCUCUCCCUCAGCACCCAUAUCACUACAUUCGAGCUCCGUUCAUGCUCGCCGCUGCGACGCUAGCCCUACGGCCAUGUGGCAGCUUACCGUCGCACGGCUCGGAGAGGCCGCUUACGCCGAAGGGAAAUCCUCCUAUUCACCUCGCCGACCUUCAUCUGCUCACCAUUGGCAAAGGGUUUGGUAAGCUCGGCGGGCUCUGCAUCAGGAACUCUUCAUUUCCGAUCCGAGCCGUCGCGGUGGGCUCCGAUGAACUCGGUUUCUCACAGACGAUUGAUGAGGUGAAGCCAAAGAGAUACCAUUUUCUUGUGGCAAAUGCAAAGUUCAUGCUUGAUGAGGAGGAACACUUCAAAGAGUUGUUGUUUGAGAAGCGCCGAAACUAUGGUGAAAGAAAUAAGGAACAAGAUUUCUGGCUUGUUAUUGAGCCCAAGUUUCUUGAUCAGUUUCCAAACAUUACCAAUAGGCUCAAAAGACCUGCGGUCGCCUUGGUCUCCACUGAUGAUCGGUGGAUCACGUUCAUGAAAUUGAGAUUAGACAGAGUCUUAUCAGGCAACUACGAAGCAAACUCCUUGGAGGAAGCGUUGAUUUGUAAUUCUGUAGAUUUGCAGUUUGAGAAAACUGAGAAAUGGGUUGCUCCUUAUCCAAAAUAUGAAUUUGGAUGGUGGGAACCAUUUCUUCUACCUAAAUCCAACAAAAAUGGAGCUUAGAAGCAUUUUUUUCCUUCAAAAACUACCGCUUGAAAUUCUCCUAUAUGCGGCAUAAUAUAGGUUGAAUUUUACUUGAUUGUAUGAACACCAUUAAGAUGAAUUUCUCGAGCUAGUGGAUGCGAGAUGAAAACUUUCGAACGCUAAAUUUUAUGGUAAUUUGAUUUUUUUAAUA